GAGGAAGCGACCAUAGAAUAGAUGGUGGAUUCCGGACUGUUGACGUGUCAAUUGAGCCCGGGAGGAGGGUUUAUUUGGCGAGUUGAAUGAAACCAGGGGAAGAAGAUUCGCAUCGAAAGAGGAAGAAGAGAUCGAAACCGAUGGCGUCCGGGAAUCAGGUGAGGGCUUCCCACAUACUGAUAAAGCACGAGGGCUCCCGACGGAAAGCUUCGUGGAAGGAUCCGGAAGGCCGUGUUAUCAUGAACACCACUAAAGAGAGCGCCAUCGCUAAGCUCGUGCAGUUCCGGGAGGACAUCCUCUCUGGAAAGGCCAAGUUCGAGGACAUCGCCUCUCGCCACUCCGAUUGCAGCUCAGCCAAGCGCGGCGGCGAUCUAGGUCCAUUUGGGCGUGGACAGAUGCAAAAGCCAUUUGAAGAUGCAACAUUUGCCCUCAAGGUUGGUGACAUAAGUGACAUAGUGGAUACGGACAGUGGUGUUCACAUCAUCCUCAGAACUGCUUAGGCUGCCAAGAUGAUGAUGAAACUCUGAUCUACUUUCUGGUUUUGCUUUGGCUUAUGGAUCUUUGUUGUCAUUAAGUGGUUACUUCGAUUAUUGGGCAGUACUUACUGGUCCAUAUCGUGUUUCUUUUCCUGCCCUUUGUUAAUAUGGCAUUUCGCGGUUGCUUGCAACAGCUGUUGUUAAGAUGAACAGAGAUGUGGGUAUGGUUUGGGAUUGAUUGCAGUGCAUCAUAAUUCCACUAUUUUACAUUUUGACUGCUAGUAUGGAAUUCAAUUCCCAAUUAUGAUCCAGAUGCUUAAGUGUUUUCCGG
Molecule: messenger RNA, 807 nt
Organism: Linum tenue
Lineage: Eukaryota; Viridiplantae; Streptophyta; Magnoliopsida; Malpighiales; Linaceae
Source: the annotation of a GenBank genome assembly